Molecule: messenger RNA, 2529 nt
Organism: Lasiosphaeria miniovina
Lineage: Eukaryota; Fungi; Ascomycota; Sordariomycetes; Sordariales; Lasiosphaeriaceae
Product: fungal-specific transcription factor domain-containing protein
Exons: 5
Coding region: 1-2529 (842 amino acids)
Biological process (GO): DNA-templated transcription; positive regulation of transcription from RNA polymerase II promoter by galactose
Cellular component (GO): nucleus
Molecular function (GO): DNA-binding transcription factor activity, RNA polymerase II-specific; RNA polymerase II cis-regulatory region sequence-specific DNA binding; zinc ion binding
Source: RefSeq, a predicted model, not a curated record
AUGAGUUACAGUCUCGCUGAUACUCGCUGCUCCCAGUGUAAUGGCUUGAAACCAUGCCACACUUGUAUCCGGAGGAAGCUGACGUGCUCCUACACCUCCAACAAUGCCGACUAUGGCCUCGGUGAAUCUGGCGGCUCGCCUACCAAGAGGCGACACAUCGAGGCAUCCCCACCUUCCAUCAACGCGGCCCUGGAUGGGUCCGAGUCCUCUCCAACAUAUCAAGCCGGGAACGGCCAGUCCCAAUCCUGGGACGAGGAUGAGCCCAACUGUCAGUCAAACGAAGGCGAUUCCGCGACAUCAACGCCGAUAGUGGCGGUAACAGCGCUAGUACCUGUGUCAGCACCGCAGCCUACGUCUGCCCAUGAGCAUGCUCGGAAGACGUCAACCUCGACUUCUACAGCCGCCCCAGUUCGCAGUAACGCCAACGGACAGAGCGAAGAAACCACCAUCUACACAGAGACCAGAAUGUUGCAAGACCAGACAGGCCGGCUUCUCUAUAUUGGAGAUGCCUCCACCCUAUCUAUUCUGCAACUUAUCCGCAUCAUUGUUGAAAAUACUGCCGGGGCCGAGAUAGCAGCCCCCUUCAUUGAAGACCCGAAGAGAUUUAGCAUCAUGGAGAACAUCAUCAAGUUCCCCGAAAACACCAGGAUACCAAGUUUCCUUCCAGACAAGGAAACGACUGACAUUCUUGUCGAGUCGUACUUUACCAAUACGUGUGGUCUCAUGGAGGUCUUUGACAAGACGACAUUUAUCAACUCGGUCAACGCAUGCUACAAAGACCAGCUAUUUGCCACCAACUACUUCUUGUGCCAUCUAUACCUCGUUCUGGCCCUCGGUCUGCUUUUUGCUACGCCCAUCCCAGGAAGCAGAGAGGAGAUAGUAAUACAGAAGCAGCUAGCUUCGAAGCUAGAUAGAGCCGAGCUCUUCUUUCGAAGUGCUAGGUCCAUGAGCGACCCUGGCGCCGGCUUCGAGGACGCCGAUUUCUGGUCUAUCCAGGCAUUGUCAUUGAUGACUGUCUACAUGCUGGCUGUUUCAAAACGGAAUACGGCCUACGCAUACCUCGGCAUGGCAGUUCGAUCGGCUUAUGCCUUGGGGCUGCACAGAGAAGAAACCAUGAACGCGUUCAUCUUCACGCCAGCGGAGAUGAAAAUCAGACGGAAUAUGUGGAAGACUUUGUUCAUUCUCGACCGCUUUCUAGCCGCCACCCUUGGGAGACCGACGGCCAUAUCUGAGGACGACUGCUCAUGCGAAAUAAUGCCAGCAAACGAUGUGGGAAACAUGACUCUGACGGGCAAGCCCACUGAUGUUGUCCACGCCCAGAGCUUGAACGCUUGCGUCCGCGCCUGUCAUGUCAUUGGCAUCACAUUAAGGGUAUUUUCUCAGAGGAAGAUAUCAACUUCGGUGGUUCAAGACAUUGCAGACAUGUCCAAGGACUGGGAACGAGGCCCGCGCGCGAAUUUGCAAGGUCGAAGACUGCAUAGCGUCCCAAUGGAUCCGGCGCAGGGUAUCGCGACCCUCCACGUCAAUCUUCUAUCUCUGCACUCGUUGAUCCUGCUCACCCGGCAGCUCUUUGUGAUGCACAAUUGGAAGCUCACAGAGCAGCGUUCCGGCCUUACGAAAGCAAUCCCAACCCUUGACUCGCCCAUCGCCAAGUACUCGGAGGCUUGCGUCAUUGCCUCCUAUCAAACGGUCCAACUAGUUCAGCGAGCUAGAGAUGCCAGAUACCUUCCGCAAAGGAACCCCUUUGUCAUAUACUUUCUUUUCGUGGCGAGUCUCAUCGUCUUCAUGAAUCAGUUCGCAUCACUGUACUACACCGAUGCGUACGAGAAGACGGCCUCUGACGCGAUCGCCCUCAUGGAAUACUGUGCAGAAAGCGACCCACAAGCCCAGCGGGUUCUUGAGAUCAUGCACAGAUUCUCGAUAGUCGUCUCCAAGUGGACCAGGAAUAACACAUAUGAAGCGCCACCUCUCUCGGAGGAUCUCAGCAACCUCUACAGCCAGGCGCCGAGUCCUGAGCUGCGCCAUGCGCAUACCAAUUCUAUACCAAUAGUCUCAAGUCCCCACGAUCGCUCCUCCGUAAUGGUGAAAACCUCUCGUCAAUCCUCGAUGUCUUCCCCGACCGGUCCGCGGCUGCCAGUUUCCGAGCUUCUCAUUCCGCACCCUUCGGCCUCUGUUCGAGACACACGGAUGAAUGGCAUGUCACCACCCCAUGUGACACCUCACUCACUACCUCCUCUGGUCAACGUGCGCCCAAGCGUCUCAUCUCAUCCGGUGAUUGACAACUCUGAUCUCAAUGGAGACAUUGAGUUUGAAUUUGGGGUCUUGUGGGAGAACUACAUAGGGCACGUCGCACCCGUGUCUGCCGUACUUGCUGGUCCGUCGAAUCCUGCCCCCCACUUCCCGGCCUCCAUUCUUGGAAGCACAAGUGAUCCAUAUGCUGCACACCCACUAUCACCAGAGUCCCGGAUAUCCCCACGAUCUGGCAUCGGUGCCAAUAUACCACUGUUUCAUUCUUCCAACUUUGGAUGA